UUUUUUAGGUUAUGUUGAUUUUUCAAUAUACAAACUUUUUCUUUUUCAAAUAAAUAAAUAAUAUGGAUGAAAAAAGAAAAUGUGACCGAAAGAGAAAACGAUUUGCUGCACGUCUUAAAAGUUCCAAGGGAAUAUUGUGCACUGAUUAUCCGGGACCUAACAUAGUACUUUGCAAUGUUGGCCAGGCAACGGGUUUAGAGAAAGCUGAUAUACUCAAACUAUUAGAAGCUUUGCCGCAAAAUGUGAAACUUUUAAAGUUUAUAGCUGAGAAAGGUGAAUCACACUCCUACCUAGUGUUCAAUAGCACGGAAAGUGGUCAAUUAUUUUAUGAAACAUAUAAUGGGUCGAAAGCAUUUACUUGUGUACCAAUCUAUAUGAGCUAUGUUGAUUGCGUACCAAACAAUGAAGUAAUAUGCUCAUCAGAAGUUCCUGAUGGAUUGAAAAUAAUAGAAAACUUCAUAACUGAAGAAGAAGAGAAAUCAUACAUAAAACUUUUUGACUGGGUUGACGAGUCUAACUUGAAGAAUCGUCAAGUGAAACACUAUGGGUAUGAGUUCAGGUACGGCAGCAAUGAUGUUGAUUUGAGUUCCCCUCUAUCUGAGAAGAUUCCGGAAGAGUGUGAUGUGUUGUGGACGAGGCUUAAAAGCCAUGGCAUUGAUUUCAGGAUACCAGAUCAAAUGACUGUGAAUAAAUAUAGUCCUGGACAAGGGAUUCCAUCGCACGUGGACAGGCACAGCCCGUUUGGUGAUACAAUCCUGUCUCUCUCCCUCGGCUCGUCAGUGGUGAUGGAGUGGAGACACCACAGUGGCAAAUAUGUACCACUAGUGCUGCCCGCUAGGUCUCUGCUUGUGAUGCAGGGGGAAGCAAGGUACGAUUGGCAACAUGGUAUCCAACCUAGAACAUGGGACCCAAUCAUAGAAGUUCGAACCCAAACCAAUACAGAUACUAACAGUCUAAUUCGAGUAGUAACAAGUGAUGUGACACAGAGACAAACUCGAAUAUCCCUCACAUUCAGAUCUACAAGGCACGGCGAGUGUGAGUGUGUGUAUAGCACGCUGUGUGAUAGAGUGAAGUCGGAAGUUAUUGAAGACCGAACCGCUUCCCGAUUAGAAGAGUUGCAUGUGCAUCAGGUGUACGAGCAAAUCGCGGGUCACUUCAGCUCGACGCGCCACAAGCCGUGGCCCAAAGUGGUGGAGUUCCUACAGAGCGCGCCGGCCGGGGCUAUCGUGCUGGACUUGGGGGCCGGGAAUGGGAAGAAUGUGUUGAAGCGAAAUGAUAUAUUGCAGCUAGCGGGCGAGAGAAGCUGGGGUCUCUUGCAGGAGUGCAAGUCGUACAUGGCUGGUGCAGGGCGCGCGGACUGCGUGCGACUCGACCUGCUGAGGACGCCGCUGCGCGACGCGUGCGCCGACCGCGUCAUAUGCAUAGCUGUUAUACACCACUUCAGUAACCAGGCGAGAAGACUAGAAGCAAUCUCCACAAUAGCUCGCCUAUUACGUCCGGGCGGUCGAGCUUUGAUCACAGUGUGGGCAAAGGACCAAACCAAAUCCAACUACCUCUGCAAAGACAAGCAAAACCACGAGUCGAACUUACACCUCACCGUAGACGGAGUCAACUUGCCUAUACACGAGAACCGAACGCAAUUUAAACAUAACGAUCUUCUAGUUCCUUGGAAAUUGAGGAAGAUCAAGGAAAAUAAACUCGAAAAUCAGUCCAAAACGACAUUGCUGAGGUACUACCAUGUCUUUGAGGAGGGAGAGUUGGAUAAGUUGUGUGAUCUUCCGGAUUUAGUGGUGCAGGAUAGCUUUUAUGAGGAGGGAAACUGGUGUGUUGUUUGUAAGAAAGUUUAAUAAUAUAUUGUUGUUAGCAUAU
Molecule: messenger RNA, 1869 nt
Organism: Maniola jurtina (meadow brown)
Lineage: Eukaryota; Metazoa; Arthropoda; Insecta; Lepidoptera; Nymphalidae
Product: alkylated DNA repair protein alkB homolog 8
Exons: 8
Coding region: 63-1847 (594 amino acids)
Molecular function (GO): S-adenosylmethionine-dependent methyltransferase activity
Source: RefSeq, a predicted model, not a curated record